AUGCUGGCGGGUUUAAAGCCAGCGGCCACAUCAGAUCGCCUUCCCGACGACCUCGUUUUCCGCAUCAACUUUUGCGAUUGGAAAGACAUCGCCCUCUACCUAAAAGAGCUUUUCACGGCCACCAUGUCCAAACCCGGUUAUUCGGGAACGGCCCACGACGCGCUCGAUACCUCGGAAGACCGCAGCACUCUGAACCUGGGCACGGCGCUCAGCCAGGUCGACGACGUGGAAGCUCUCAUGCGUCAAAUCGCAGAUAGCAUGACGGAGGUCAUUAGAACCUCCCCCAACAGUACUGCUAUCAACGGGCAAGCGUUGAGCAGCGUGACUUACAUAGACAUCGCCUGGCCGCGGCUAGCGCUUCCCGUGUCUAUCAUCAUCUUGUCCUCUCUCACGCUUGUCAUCAUCAUGGGGCGGAGCUACUCGCGUGGUGUACCUACAUGGAAGAGCUCCAGCUUGGCCCUGCUGUUCUAUGAGUUGGAAGGAUGGAGCGGUGCUGAGCGAGAAGCGCGAGGACCUGAGGAUUUGGAGGACAAGGCCAACAGGAUGAAGGGGCAAAUCAUGAGUGGUUCCGGGUCUUUAGCGUUUUCUAAGGCAGAGUGA
Molecule: messenger RNA, 600 nt
Organism: Colletotrichum karsti
Lineage: Eukaryota; Fungi; Ascomycota; Sordariomycetes; Glomerellales; Glomerellaceae
Exons: 1
Coding region: 1-600 (199 amino acids)
Source: RefSeq, a predicted model, not a curated record